Mytilus californianus (California mussel) is the source of this 6211-nucleotide messenger RNA. RefSeq lists its product as uncharacterized. The record is from RefSeq and is a predicted model, not a curated record. Gene Ontology annotation, molecular function: protein binding. The transcript has 5 exons. Bases 252 to 3320 code for a protein of 1022 amino acids. Lineage: Eukaryota; Metazoa; Mollusca; Bivalvia; Mytilida; Mytilidae.
UGGUCAUCUAUUACGACUAAGAGACUGUACUUUUUAACACGAUAAUAAACCAGGAAGAACUGGUUGAUACAAACAAAUCGGUUUCUUCAACUUCUACAAUGGAUCGGAAUUAUAUCUUAUUUUGGAUAAAUUGACCACGGUAAUACCACACAAACUGACAAGGAACAAAACAAAUGCAUUAUUCAACCAAUGGAGACAUCAGAACAUGGUGGAUCAAUCUAUUAGUAACACACAGUAACGCAUCCUAAAUAAUGAUGACUUCGAUCCCUGAAUCAGUGUCGAAUUAUAUCAAAAUAGCACUUUUAGUUCUCAGAAUAUCCCAAAGAGCUGUUCGUGUGAAAUUUGACUUCGAACUUCACCCUAAAUGCUUGCAAAAAACCCUUAACAAACAUGGUGUAAAGCUAAAAGACCUGCUACAAAAGAACAGGAUAAGCCAAGAUCAAUGGGGACUAUUGUUUCCUCCAAAGGAAAAAGGUGAAGCUUCUUCCAAAAAUUUUGACAUAACUUUGAUGAUGUGUUUGAUCAGAAACCUAACGGAAAUACAGAUUGGCAACACACUUCCACAGUUGUCCCUAACAAGUCUUAGCGACGAUUUAACAAGGAUAAAUUUCUACAGAAAUAGAAUUGCGCAUGUUCAAGAUGCAACAAUAAAUGAUACAGAUUUCAGUAAAUAUUGGGAUGAUAUAACACAGGCAAUAAUUCGAAUGGGAGGGGAAGUAUUUAGAGAAGAGUGCGUAAAAUUGGAAGACAAAGAAUUCAACACAGAUGAGAGCGAUGACAGUCUUAGACACAUACAAACGGAACUAAAACUUGCAGCUGUUGAAAACAAACUUGUGGAAGUAACAGAUAGAUUGAGUUACCUGGAGGGUGAACUGAACGAUCCCAUUACAAAGAACAAAAGAGAUCUAAUAACAGUACAGAUCGAGGAAUGGAAAAGUAAAGAUACAAAAUUAUUUGUCAAAACAGAAAGAAGUGAAUAUGUGUUUCAACGAGUGGAGGUAAGCAGUUGUGUUGUUUUGACAGGAGGUCCCGGGGUUGGAAAAACAUCAAUCGCCCGACAUAUAGCUCUCAUGCUCGAGAGAAACGGCUACAGAAUAAUUCCAGUAGUGGCACCAGAAGACAUAAGAACGUUCUAUCAACAUGGUAAAAGGUCAGUUUUUAUAGUAGAUGAUCUGUGUGGUACAUACACUGCCAAACAGGGAGAUGUUGAUAAUUGGCAACAACUGUCACCGGUGAUAAAGACAAUUCUUUCAGACAAAUCUUGUAAAAUUAUUGCUGCAUGUAGAUUGCAAGUCUUUUUAGAUGAAAAAUUUAAACUUCUGUCUCCUUUUAAGAACUGUGAGUGUAAUGUAACGAAAACAAAAUUACGAAAAAGAGAAAAAAAGCAGAUGAUAAAUAGAUAUAAUAUUAGUACACAGGUGUUAAGUAUGGAAUCACAAAAAUGUGAAUUUUUUCCUUUGUUGUGUUCAUUAUAUCGUGAAUCUGAAAGCGUGGAUGCAGUUAAUUUUUUCAAACACCCUUUUGAAAUUUUUCAAACUGAAUUAGAUAGUUUAAGUGCAUCCAAAAUUGAAGGGAAAUAUAGGCUAUGUGGGCUUGCCUUAUGUGUACUUUUCAAUAACAAAAUUGAAGACAAGUGGUUUCAAAGUAAACGUGCAGAUUACGAAGAAACAAUGUUACAAGAUGUAUAUGGAGCUUGUAGAUUAGACAGAGGUACAUCUAAGGAGUUGAUAGGAGAAGAAUUACGAACCCUCGAGGGAACAUAUGUAUGCAAACAAAAUGAAACGUACACCGUAUUACAUGACAUGUUGUUUGACUGUAUAGUCUAUUUCUUCGGUCAGAAAAUGCUUCAAUGUUUAAUUGAGCAUGGCGAUAGCUAUUUAAUACGCGAACGCUUUAUAUGGCAAAAGUCAGCCGAAAACAUUGAUUGUGGUAUAAAAUUCAUUACAGAGAUACCAUAUCACUUAUUAAAUGUAUAUUUGGACAGACUUAUCAAAGACUGGUUUGAAGGUAGAGUAAGUAUUGUGUUUUAUAACAUUAAUUUGAAAGAUAAACUCUUCAGAGAAAAAUUCUUACAGUAUUUAGAACGACUUGAUAAGACCGACCAGGAAAAAUUGGCCAACACAAUGGAUACAAUGUUUCCAAAAGGGGAUAGUUGUUCCGGUAACUAUCCAAUUAUAGACGUUUGCUUUCAAGGCUAUGAUGAUAUACUUCAGUGGCUUCUAAAAAAUGAAGUCAAUGUUAAUCAAAGUAGAGAUGAUGGUGUUACUGCACUCAUUAUGGCAUCAUAUUAUGGUUACUCAGACAUUGUGACCAUGUUAUUAAAGCACGAUCCAGAUGUUAAUCUUUUUAAUGAAAAAAACGUAACUGCAUUAUACAUGGCAUGUCAGAAUAACCACAAUUUUGUCGUAGAGAAACUACUAAAAACUGACAUUGACGUCGAUAUAUGUGAUGGCCAUGGAAUAUCUCCACUAUUCAUUGCAUGUCGUAAAGGUUGUACAGCUAUUGUAAAAUUAUUAUUACAGAAAAGCCCAAACGUUGAUCAAAUUAGCAAAAGUGGAUACAAUCCCCUGCACAUUGCAUGCCUUUUUCGUCACACUGAUGUUGUUACCCUAUUAUUGAUGGCAAAGAAUGUAAAUAUUGAUGCUAAUGCACGUGAUGCAAAUGGCUAUACGCCUCUUGUCAUUGCUUGUUUUCAAAAUUUCCCGGAAAUCUCAUCUCUGUUAAUAAGCGCUAAAGCAGACGUUAAUAUCCAAGCUUUUAAUGGUGCUAGUGCAUUGUGUUUUGCAAUAGGACAUGGUCAUCUUCAUACAACUAGGUUACUGCUUGAAAAUAACGCCUCUUUGCAAACAGGUUUUAAAAAUAGGCAACAAAUAAUGGAUGCACUGCCAAAAAAUCCACAAAGAACAUUAAAUGAUGUACAGGAGGAAAUUCAAACUUUUUUUGUCAAGAACGCUUCACCAAAAGUAAAGGAGUAUGUCAGUAAUAUGUCAGGAGACUACUGCUUAGAUGCUAUGAUAGAUUCGUCGCCAUUACAUAUCGCGUGUUUAAUGGGUCACAGAAACAUUGCAGAGUGUCUUUUGAAUUUACAUGCCUAUGUCGACUUCACUAAAGAAGAUGGAACAACUCCGUUAUUUUUUGCCUGUGAAUUAGGACAUUCAGAUAUUGUGCGUUUAUUGUUAGAUAAGGGGGCAGAUGUCAACAUCCGACGACUGGAUGGGAAAUCGUCAUCGAACAUUGCAGAAUAUAAUGGGCAUCAGUCUAUAGUGGCGAUGUUGAGAGAACACGGGGCAGAUUGUCAUGUUUUUUGCCAAAAAGAUUAACACCGCAUUCAAGUCAUGAACGUCAUGGAUGAUUGUCUUUUUUAUACCUUAAUUUUUUUUUUAAAAUCUUUUACGAACUAAAUUGUUGAGAGCACAACUGCGAUAGAUUUUGUUUAUUCAUCAAUAUGUCCCUAUUCAACGUUUAGACACAUAACCCGAAGAUUGUUAUUAUGUGUAGAUAUGGGAAUUGUCAAUAAUGGGUAGUAAAACAUAUUGUGUAUUAUAAUUAUGAUACAUGAUUCUGGUAAAGUUGAUAACAUAUUAGAAAAAAACCGUUGUAAUUCUGGUCAUUCUCUGGAUGGUUGUUUUCAGACAAACGUUGGUGUUUUAUCUUUUUCUUGGUAACCAUACAUGACUGCGUAUUGUGACAAGCAGAUGACAGUUUUACUGUAAGACGAGUGUGAUCUGGUUGAUCAUAUUUCAUUAUUCUUAUCAUCCUUUGGCCAGUUAUAUUAAAAUAGAAUUUAAUUAUUCACGCGUGUGUUGAUGUGUGUGUGUGUGUUUGUGUGUGUUAAUUUGAUUUUAACUAAAAUGGAACUAGUAAAAAGGUAAAUGUUAUAUGGAACUUUUAAGAAUAUCAAAAUCUAAAUAUUAUUCAAUGAAUUAGAAAUUGACAUGUCAAUGUAUUGAUGCUGUAAAACCUAUAAUAAAUCAAAUUACCAUUUCUUGGUUAUUUUAUGUUGAACAGAUUAUAUUUGUAUAUCUCAAUGUCCUCUAGUUUGAUUUUAUCGAUAAUACUGAUCAUGCAUUAUAUCCAAAUUUUGAAUAAAUUAUUUAAUUAGUACACAAACAUUUUGUAUUACGUUCUAACAUUCCAAUAUGAACUUUAGUUGUCUAGUCACUAUUUUAUCGUUGAUUCACUCCAUGUAACUUUUAUGAAGAAGAAAUUUAUGACACGCUUACCCUGUCGAUACAUACUGUUUUGCAAUGUUUGGAUUUCGUGCGCAGGUUCAUUUUUAAUCUUGAUUUGACAAGGUCAUGUUUUUCUUUGACUGUUUAUGACGUCUUUACACUAAAUCCAUAGGAUGUUGGAUGUGUACUAAUUGAUAAUUUAGUCUUAGAUGCGCGUACUCUCAGAUCUGUACUUGGUGUCUUUAUGUUGUUGGGAUGUACAAGUACCCGUCCACGUCUUCUUUGUGUUUUUGUUAGUUGCAUUUCUAUUUGUAUCCAUCGGAUGUUUUAAGCCUUUUUCAACUGAUUUUUAUAAUUUGUUCUUAUGUUGUACUGUUACACCACUUUUCCUGGUUAGUGGAGGGUUGGCGCCUGAAAACUAGUUUAAUCCCGCCAAAUUCUAUAUGUGCCUUUCCCAAGUCAAGAGCCUGUAAUUGAGUGGUUAUGUCUAAUCAUGCUUAAAUGUAUUAUGCUGAUAGGUAUCAGGUUAGCGCUAUGUGUUAUUAAGAUCUAAGUAUAUGUAUACGAAAACUGUUAAUUUGGAAUAUCAUUAGUUUAAAUCUAAGUACUUUUGUCAAUAUUUUGUAUUGUAAUCUUAAUCUAUGACACUGGUAUAUUUUAUAACAUAUUAAAGAUUAAUCUAUCAUAAUAACUUUUGCUAUCAUCUUAAUGUCAUUUUCAUACACACGUUGGUGUUUUAGACUUUUCUUGCUAUCCUGACAUGUCUGCGUAUUUAUACAAAUGUACAUACCCUUAUCCUUAUUUGGCACAAUGUUGCGAACAUUUCGGUUUUAAAUGCAUUUUAACUUUGUAUUUGAUUUGAUAUUCCAACAAUGUUAAAUCGAAAGUCACUGAUGGGUCUUAUAUAGAGGAAACGCGCGUGUGCACAAUCCUAUGCCUGGUAUCUUUGAUGAGUUUUCAAAUCCAAGACGACGUCAGUUUUAUUCUUCAAAUUGAUAUUUGAUUUGACCUUAAAACUGUCAAGCGCAACUGAUGAAUGAUAUGUAAACUGAAAAACGCGUCGAUCUGACGAACCGAAUAAUAAGCCUGGUAUUUUGAUGAUUUUUUAUUUAUAAAUAUUGCAAAUUGUUUCGUUCUUUUAUCUGUGAAUAUUCAUUUGAUAAAAAACAUCAAAUUAAAAAAUGUUCAUGAUUAUAAAUUGGCUAUAAAAGUUCUUUGAUGCUGUAAAAAAGGGUAGUUCAAUUGCACAUCAGGAUUAUGAAAAGCGGUGAGGGUGAAAUUCAUGUAUCAAAAUGUCCCCUUGUUUGUUCGAAAUGAAUAAACUGAUCGUAACAUAAAUACAAAUAUAGUUAGUACAAAAGUAUUUCAGAUAUCGCCCCAUCAUAUUAUGAGUUCGAGUUUUCUAUAUAAAAAUAAGGAGAUGUUGUAUGAUUGCCAAUAAGACAAAUAUUCAUUAGAGGACAAAUUGUACUUUUUAAUGUAUAUACAUCAAUUUCUCAAAUUGUUCGUUUAUAAAUUUAGAAACUAUCAAGACAAUAAGGUUUCAAUUCGUUUAGGAAAAGUUGACCUUAGAUUAAUUUUUACUUUUAGUUCCUUUUUAGUCAUAUAUAUCUUCAACUGUUUCGAUUCUUAUACAUCAUUUGCUUUCACAUAUCCGACUUUGAUCUUUCCUGAUUGAAGGAAAAUCCAGGAAAGCGCUUCGGGGGCAUGAAAUUAAUAAAGUGUUAUUUUCAUUGUUUUGUGUAUGGUUUGAAUUUUAAAGGUAAUGAAUAUCUGUCAAUAUAGUCCAUGAAAUAAUGUAGUAGUCUUUACUGUUCGCUUGUAAUAGAAUGUUCUAUAUUACUCUUCGAAAUGUUUGCGUCUUAUUAACUAACAAAAGACAAAAGAGAGGCGAAAGAUACCAAAGGGACAUUCAAACUCAUAAGUCGAAAAUAAACUGACAACGCCAUGACUAAAAAGGAAAAAGACAAACAGACAAACAAUUGUACACAAAAGACAACAUAGAAAACUAAAGACUGAGCAACACGAACCCCACCAAA